Messenger RNA from Candoia aspera, 8965 nucleotides. RefSeq names its product tetratricopeptide repeat and ankyrin repeat containing 1 (gene TRANK1). The record is from RefSeq and is a predicted model, not a curated record. Gene Ontology annotation, molecular function: protein binding; ATP binding. The coding region runs from base 1 to 8907 and encodes 2968 amino acids. NCBI's taxonomy places the organism in Eukaryota, Metazoa, Chordata, Lepidosauria, Squamata, Candoiidae. The transcript has 23 exons.
AUGGAUCCUCUCAGCAUUGGAGAUGCCAUCACUUAUGCAGAAUUUCUGAAAGCCCAAGGAAAUCAAGAUUUCAAAAAUGGAAACUAUUCUCUAGCCAUCAGAAAAUAUGAUGAAGCAAUACAAUUAGUACUUCAUUUCUCCCAUGCAAUGGGAAUUCCAUACCAACGAGACAUGGCAGUUUUGUUCUGCAACAGAUCAAAUGCUUUUUACAAUUUGGGUAAAUGGAAUGAGGCUUAUUGCUCAGCAGAAAACAGUCUCAGAUGGGAUCCAACUUACGUGAAGGGGUACUACAGAACUGGUUACUCUCUGAUUAAAUUGUCAAAAACCCUACAAGCAGCAGAAAAGUUUUAUCAAGGUUUGACCUUUCUCCAGACUUCAUCAGAUGUUGGUCAAAUUUCUGAUUUUAUAGUUGGUGCCUUAUCAACUGUUAGCAGUGAAAGGGUUAUUAACCAGAAUAUUUUAUCUAUUUGUAAAAAAAUUAUGAAUAGUAUUCUGAGUCCACUGAUUUGGCAACAGGUAAUUGAAAAACUGGCCAGAAAAGGUUUAUGGCAGUCUUGUCUAUUGCUGGCUACUGAGAAAGACAGAUUGCCAAGAAAUCUGCAAGUUACUGAUUUAUCACUGAAAGAUCUCUUUGAGAAGUAUGUUUUUUGGGACCACUAUGAGAAGAUGCAAAGAUUAUCCAAACUAGUGGAGUGGUUGCUGUCUAUUGGAGCAAAAGUAGAAAGCAUUGGAGCUUAUCCUCUUCAUGCUGUCAUCAUGUUUUGUAUCAAAGCAAAUGAAAACCACCUUUUCAAGUGGCUACUGAAUUGUAAGCCUGAACUGAAGAGACUUAUCAACCAGCAGAAUGAAGAUGGGUCCACAGUUCUUCAUCUAGUUGCAGCUCAGACUAGUGGAUAUCCAUGGAAAUAUCAAAAGGAAGAUAUCAUGAUGCUUCUAAAUGCUGGGGUGGAUCCAAGGAUCUCUGAUGCCCGAUCAAGAUCUGCUUUAGAUAUCUUGAAAAGCAACAAGAAGUUCACAGCUAUAGAACUAAUCAACAAGUACUUAGCCAAUCACAAAUUAUGCCCGAAGGAAUUACCAGGUGAGAUUGAAAGUGAAGCAUCUGCAGAUGUUAUAACUUCACUUCAGGAAGCUUUUGAACAGUUUGUGGAGUUUUGCUGUUUAGAACAUGAGGAAUAUAGUAUCAGGACGUUGGAACAUGACAAAAUCCAGAGGCUUUUGAAGCUGCUGUCUGCAAUAACAGAGAUUCCUAAAGAUCUUGCCUGUGAGAUUUCGCCUACUUGUGCCAACAGCUUCAUAAAGUUGUUGUUGGAGAAGCAAAUGUGGCAUGAAGUUUUGUUACUGUUGACCCGAAAGGCCACAGGGGAAAUGACAUCCAGAGACAGAUUUCUUAAAAACUGUUCUCUCUCAGACUUGGACAUUGGCACAGUCUUGAAACACCUAGAUAAGGAUUAUAAACAACGAGUACAGCUUGUAAGAUGCUUGAUAGAGAGAGGAGCCUCACCUGAAGGGAUUGGAAUUACCCAGGAGAAACCACUUCUGAAAUGCUUGAAAAAUAAUGACUUUGAAUUGGCAUUUUUGUUCCUGAGAUCUGGUGCAGAUCCUACUUGUAUAUCCAUUUGGGAAGGUGACACGCCCUUACAUGCUGCAUUGUCAAUUUAUCUUGAUAAAAAAGAUUAUACUGGUAUCAAUAUCCUAAGUUACCUUCUAAAGUUGUACAAGUCAAAUCCAUUCACAUUUCCACAUCUUAAUCCAAAUAGCCAAGACAAGAAUGGAGACACAAUAUUGCACAUCAUCUUUCAGAAAAAUGUAACUAAGCAGAUUAAGAAAAUUUUAGACUUGCUAGCAAAGUUUGACAUUAACUUUAAUUUAAAAAAUAAUUUAGGCAGAGAUAUUCGUUACAAAAAAAAGAAGAAUGACCCAAUGCUUAUUGCUUGGAAUGAUGCUCUAGGUGACAAGAAGAAAAAAUACCGACAUGAUGCAAUGGUACAAAAACCCACUGCAGCUUUAAACAGGUCACAAACAAAAAAUUCUGCCCAUUCUUCAGCCAUGCAGUUAUCCAAAGUGACACCUGGAAAAGUGCCAUUAACCAAGGAGCCAAUUGCAGAUACUGUUUCUCAUGAACAAAAAAUAGAAGGUGAUGCUGGAGUAAAAAAUUCUACAUAUAGGGAUAGUAAUAAGUCACUGACUCUGAAAGAAUGUAUUGUACAAGAAAUCAAAUUGUUAGUCCAGAAACUUGGAUUAGGUGAAUUCUCAGGAAAAAUUAAUUCAGAGACAUCUGAGAUACCAAAGCUGUUAUCUUCAGUAGUGAAGACUGAAGGCAAGGAGAUCAAACAUCAAAAGUCAUGUGGCCAUCAGAAGUUACCUUACAGUAAAAAGGUUGCUUGCCUAAACAAAGACAACCUGAGGGAGAAAGUCCACAAUCAACUCACUGAGUACAAAGGAGAAAGGGAAGAAACUAUUCAAGAUGAUGGUCAGUUUCAGGACAUAGAAAUGUAUGUUCAGGAUUUUGAUAACAUGACAUGGGAAAUUGAGUGCACAUCUGAAAUGCUAAAGAAGCUGAGUGACAAAAGCAUGCCUCAUUAUAUGAAGAAUAAAGUAAUACUUGUAAUUCAGCAGUUGGGAAAUGGAGAAUGGACUCAAGGUCUGCAAAAGCAGCUGAAACAUUUGAAAGGUGACAUUCAACUCUAUGAAGCAAAGUUGGGCAAAGGGGCAAGGAUGCUCUGGGAGUUGGCAGUAGACUUUUCUCCUCGCUGCAGUGAGAAACAAGAUAAGAUACUAGAGAAUGAGCUUUAUAAUAACUCAGCAGAGAAAAAUGGGAGAGUUUAUACAGAAAUAAUUCGCAUAUGGGAUAUUGUUCUGGAUCAUGACAAACUCAACCAUGCCAUUAACACUGUGUGUACUGCGUACAAUCGUGGGCUUGCUUGUAUCCUGAAAAAAACCCUCAAAGGUAUAAAUACAGGUCCAAUGUCUUCUAAUCUGAAAACACAAAAGCGUAUUCCUCGUAUUUAUGUUGAAGACACCAAAGCAGAAAAAUUGAAAGAUAGUGUUCUUGAAUAUUUUCCUCCAGCAAGUGCCAUUGAAACUGAAUAUAGUAUAAUGAAGUUUCAUAGUUUCAGUACUAAUAUGGCAUUUAACAUCAUAAAUGAUAUAACUUCUACUGCUGAAUAUCCCUUUAGAGUUGGUGAAUUAGAAUAUGCAGUUAUUGACUUGAACCCCAAACCAUUGGAGCCAAUAAUCUUGAUUGGACGGAGUGGAACAGGAAAAACUACUUGUUGUUUAUAUAGACUUUGGAAAAAAUUCCAUUCCUAUUGGGAAAAAGCAGAGUUGGCAGGAGGUCCAUUAUUAGUCAGACAGAUAUGGCACAGGCUAAAAUAUAAUAUGCAGUUGGGAAAUGACAACAUAACAGAUACAAAUCAUGAUGAAAGCCAAGUCAGUAAUGACUCCAUUGAUUCGAUAGAAUUGGAAACAUUUUUAAGUAUGAAUGAUGAUGAUAAAGAAAAUGAAGUUGAACAGGAUACUUUAACUUCAACGGACUCAGAAAUGAAUUCACUUUGUGAAUGUGAUGAGGAUGAGAAACCUGUUGUAGAAGAAUCUGACAAACUAGAACACCUGCAUCAAAUCUUCGUUACUAAAAAUCAUGUUCUCUGCCAAGAAGUUCAGAGAAACUUCAUUGAGCUUAGUAAGUCUUCCCAGGCAACCUGUCAUUUCAAGCCACUUGAAUCAAAUAUCUACAGACUUCAGGAUGUUAAAGAUGAAAAUUUUCCACUCUUCCUCACCACCAGACAGUUGCUGCUUUUACUGGAUGCCUCUAUCCCUGAGCCAUUUUUCCUCAGAAAUGAAGAUGGAAGUCUUAUGCAUACUCUUGAUGGGUGGUCUACUACAGAAGACCUGGCCAUCAUAAACUGGCAAGAGGAAGAGGAAGAUGUUGGUGGAGAAGUAGAUUAUGAUGAAGAUGAAAACGCUACAGAAGGUUAUACAAAAGAGCGUGACCCUCGAGUCUUUGUGACUUACGAUAUAUUUGCUAAUGAAAUUUGGCCCAAAAUGGUCAAAGGCAAAUGUCCCUACAACCCAGCAUUGGUCUGGAAAGAAAUAAAAUCAUUUUUGAAAGGAUCUUUUGAAGCAUUGAACAGCUACCAAGGCAUACUGACUGAAAAAGAAUACAAAAAUCUAGGACGAAAACGAUCCCCAGAUUUCAAAGAAGACCGUAGUGAAAUCUAUCGACUCUUUUGCCUUUACCAGCAAAUAAAAUCACAGAGUAAUUACUUUGAUGAAGAAGACUUAUUGUAUAAGUUGUCUCAGCGACUUUCUAAACUCAGUGAAUUACCAUGGUGCAUCCAUGAACUUUAUGGGGAUGAAAUUCAGGAUUUCACUCAGGCAGAAUUAGUAUUGCUAAUGAACUGCAUUGAGGAUCCUAAUGCAAUGUUUCUGACUGGUGAUACUGCACAGAGCAUCAUGAAAGGAGUGGCUUUUCGUUUCAGUGAUUUGAAAUCACUUUUUCACUAUGCCAGCCAAAGCUGUAAUGAUAAGAAGCAAUGUUUGGUUAGAAAGCCAAAAAGGAUAUAUGAGCUUUGUCAGAACUACAGAUCUCAUUCAGGCAUUCUUCACUUAGCUUCAGGAGUUGUUGAUUUGCUUCAGUGGUAUUUCCCAGAAUCUUUUGAUCGUCUUCCUAGGGAUAGAGGUCUCUUUGAUGGGCCUAAGCCUACAGUUUUGGACUCUUGCAGUUUUAGUGAUCUGGCAAUUUUGCUAAGAGGCAAUAAAAGAAAAACGCAGCCAAUAGAAUUUGGAGCACAUCAGGCAGUAUUGGUAGCUAAUGAAACGGCAAAGACAAAUAUCCCCGAGGAGCUUAAUUUGGCUCUUGUGCUAACAAUUUAUGAAGCAAAAGGCUUGGAAUUUGAUGAUGUGCUCCUUUACAAUUUUUUUACAGAUUCAGAGGCUUACAAAGAAUGGAAAGUAAUUUCUUCUUUUAUACCUCUCACCUAUUUGUCUGAUCAAGAAACCAAGCUGAUAAUUGAAUUACCCUUUGAGAAAGAUGUUGAUGCUGAAGGAAGACUUCCAUUUCUAAAUCCAGAAAAGUACAAGAUGCUUAAUGGAGAGCUAAAGCAAUUAUAUACUGCUAUUACAAGAGCCAGGGUUAAUCUGUGGAUCUUUGAUGAAAACAGUGAUAGACGUGCGCCUGCAUUUCAAUAUUUUAUCAAACAAGAUCUUGUUCAGGUUGUCAAAAAGGAUGAAAAUAAAGAUUUUGAGGAUAGUAUGUUUGUCAAAACAUCAACUCCAGAAGAAUGGAUUGCACAAGGAGAAUAUUAUGCUAAGCAUCAAUGUUGGAAGGUUGCUGCAAAAUGCUAUCAAAAGGGAGGAGCACAUGAGAAAGAGAAACUAGCUAUGGCGCAUGAUGCUGUGCUUACAGUUCAGUCAAAGAAAAUAAAUUCCAAGGAGAAGCAGAUGGAGUACCUACAUCUGGCUAAAACCUACCUGGAAUGUGGUGAGCCAAAUUUGGCUCUUAAAUGCCUGUUUCAUGCCAAAGAAUACCAGCUUUGUGCAAAACUUUAUGAAAAAUUAGGAAAGAUGAAAGAGGCAGCACAUUUGUAUAAGAGAUGCCAGUGCUACAAGGAUGCAUCCAGGUGUUUUGAACAGAUCCAGGAGUUUGAUCUAGCACUUAAAAUGUAUUGCCAUGAUGAACGGUAUGAAGAAGCAGCAAAAUCUGUUGAAAGAUAUGAGAAAAUACUACAAAAAGAAAAUCAGCCAGCUUUCAAACUAUCAUACACAGCAGACCAGUUUUAUUUGGAAGCUGCUGCAAAAUGCCUGCGUGGAAAUAACAUCAGCAAAAUGAUGGAGAUGCUCUCUCACCUGGACACGGAAGAUCAGCUUGCAUUCUUAAAAGCACACAAACACAUUCAUGAAGCAGCUGAUCUGUUGAAAAGAGAAGGCAGAGAUGAGGAAGCUGCAAAACUUAUGAAACAGCAUGGCUUUUUCUUAGAAGCAGCAAAACUCACUAACCAAAUGGACUUCCAAGCAUCCUGUUUGCUUGCUGCAGCCCGCCUUAGUGUAGCAGGCUUUGUUAAGCUUGGGGAUGUAAAGGCCAUUUUGAGUGACUCCUUAGAACUGUUUGAGCAGACAAACCAGAAAUCUGGGAGUGCUGAGGCCAUCUAUUUGAUGGGUGUCAUAACAAAAGACUUUGCUAAAUUGAAGGUAGCCUUUGAUACGUUUGUACAUAUGAAUCACAGUGCUGGGGCUGUAGAAGCUUUGUUUCAAGCCACACGUUGUGAAACAGAAAAUGAAGCCAUCUUGCAAAUGACUGUUCGUGGGAUUGAGGUUCUUCUGAAACUGGUCAAAGCUUUCCAAAAAGCAGGCACUAAUGCUGAGAGAGAAAUGGUGAAGUCAUGUAAUGAAUAUUUUGGGAUUAUACCAAUAGAUGGAAAAUUUUGUCAAGUUUCCCCAAAAGAAGCAGGAUGCAUUCUAGAGUUUUUGCCUGAAGAUAAUACAGUAAGAGAAAAUAAAACAAGUGACCAGGUCAAGGUAAGCUUGAAAGAAGUGAAAACUCUGCUGAAUAAGCAUUUAUUAAAUAGGCUAAUGGCCAUUAUUCGCCAUUUGUUUGAACUGAGCUUUCCCAGUAUUUGCAUGAAAUUCACUGCAGGCUUGAAAUGUGAGGAUGGAACCUGUAAAGAUUUUCAUAAAGUUCUGGCACGUUAUGAAAUAAAAUCUAUAUUUCAGUGUAAAAUGCACUUGGCUGCAAUAAAUGGGCUACUGCUAGAAGCAGAACAAUUGUUCUCAAAAGAUUUGUUUCAUGAAUCCAGUGACAUCGAUGAACUGUUGACAGCUGAUAAAUAUGCAUUGUGCAAGUCUCUUAUUAAUACCGUAUUUCCGAAACACUUUCAUCUGAGAAUGGUUUCUGAGAAUCCACUGACCUGUAGAGAAAUCCUGAGUUAUGAAGUUACCAGUUCUUGCAAUACAGUACUGAGAGAAUGCAUCAAGUUUGAGUUUAAAAAUGAAACUGCCGGAAACAGAAGAGAAUCCACUGAUCUGUGGCUAAGGGCAAUGCAAGUCUUUGCUCUGACAUCUUGUUAUCACACGGAGUUUGAGAGGCUUCUUUUUAAAGAAGAAGAUGAAUAUAACAAAGAAUUAGAAGACAGCAGGAAAGGAAGAUCCAAAGGAAUAGAAGGCAAACAUGGUAUGCUGAUGCCUGACAAAUACGCACAAAAUGCUGUAGGCACCCACUUGUGUUUUAUUCGACUCCUACAGAAUUCAAUGGAUCAGCUCUACGUUCAUAGAAAUCUUGAGCAAUGCAGAUGGCUGUUUUACCGUUUCAUGAACGUCUUGGUGAAGAGACGCAUCCAUCCUUUGAUUCCAAGCAUAGGAAAUACAGUGACUUUGCUGGAAUUUCAGUUUGUUUUGGGAUGUGCCACACUGAUGCGCCUCUGCAAAAACAUGACUCUUUGUCUGCCCGAGAGCUAUAUUGCCCUGUUCCACUACUGGGAUUUUUUAUUCACGAGGGGAGUUCGACGUAAUUACAUAUUUUCUAUUAUACAGGAAUAUAAGCCAGAGGACCCAAAGCAAGCCGUAUGGAAAUUUAAAAUGCAUCUCAAGCAUUUAGCCAAUGUUUUGUGUGGAUAUGAACAUGAACAUUUCAAUGUUCUCCAGGAUGCUUUUUGUGACCCUGAUUUCAUCAUGUCAGGGGAAGCCGAGCGAACAGUGGUGCUUUGCUUAGUUAUGUUAGUAAAUGCUGAUCAAGUGCUUAGUAGGAAGCAUAAAGAUAUAUUAGCUGAGCAAUUUCCUACCAUUAAGGAAUGCCUUAGAGAAAUGAAAAACAAGUGUCCUUCCAAAGUCCCUGAAAGAUUGUUUAAGACUGUGAAUUUGAUGAGUGAAGCAUCUAAUGUUAAUGAAGUUGUUGAAGGACUCAAGGAGCUGCUGUUUUGCCGAGAUAAAGAAUUUUUAGCUGAUUGUUCUUGGAGGUGGGAUCCUAGAAGUGCAAGGGAUAACAAAGAAGUCAGAGGUAUUUAUUAUGAAGUUGCCGACUUGGACAGGUUUGCAUAUCGCAGUCAGGCAGAUUAUUUUGAAGAUCCAGAAAUUGAUCUUGAAAAAGAUAUUGAUGCUGAGGACAGGGAAGAUCCAUUAAACAGUAUAGCAUCAAAGCGGCAGCGGAAAGCUUCUGCCAAGAAAAAGUUGCAGUGCCUUUUCCUAUUUGUGCGUUGUUGUGUUUGGUGGAAAAGGAUUUCGGGUCCAAAGCCAGAGUCCUUGGAAAUGGCAUUAGGGAUCUUUAAAAAAGCAGACAUUGACUCAACACAGUGUGAUCUCUGUGGGGUCAAAUUUCUCCCAAGUCCCGCAAACUUUGUUUCUCAGGUAGAACAUACAGAAGAACUACUGAAAGAAAUAGUGUCUCCAACAGAAACUGAUUGGGAGGAGGUGAUGGAAAUAAAUCAAAAAGUUGCUGCUGGAACAACUUGUGAAAGCCAUGUUACCUUGGUUGGCCAUAAAAAUAAAGUAAGUUCCUACAGGAGAUACUUUGAGUUUUUCAAAAAUGAGAUGGAACCAUUGAUCUGUAAAGGGAUAAAUAUAGUGGAAAGGAUCGGAGAAAAUGCCUGCAUCAGAGGUGACUUUGGAUCUAAGGAACAUUCUGAGUUAGUACAAAGAAAAAUCCAAAGUACUAUUAAAAAGAUUUCGGAUACAGUGGAAGACAUCUACAAGAGAAAAGCAUGGGCUGAUGCUAAGGAAAUCAUUUCCAAGUUGGCUACCAAUCUGAAUUCCAAUUUAGAUGGUGCCAUAAAGUUGCUGGAGAAAAUGGAAUCCUAUACAAGGGAGGAAGAAUUUGACCAUGACGAAUACUUAGACAAUGAAGUAGAAGAAAAGAUAACUUUCAGAGAACUGCAUGCCAAAAAGCCUUCAAAAAAGAAUGGAAAAAUUAAAAGGAAAUAAGCUUUAAAAUUCCACAGUUAAUAUUUUCUUUUAACUUGGAUUACAUUUUAUGUACUUU